GAGCUUCAAAUAAUGUUUGUUUAACCGAGGCUGAUCUGUAUGCAGCUCAUGCAGGCACUCAAAAGUGGGUCGAUCCCCAAAAGGGGUGAUCUAGGGAAUUCCGCUCACUGGCACAUGUGGCGUCACUGCAAGCCUGGCUCCACAAACAAAAUGGGUGUUUCCCUCAAAUUCACAUUUAUAUACUCUUGUAUGGCAAGAAAAGCUACGCGCACAUGUGUGUAAAUGAUCGUACACUCAAAUAACCUGGAAUGCAAGUUCGCACGAUCAGUGGAAUCUCAAAUGUGAAUUAAAACUCAGUUUGUUUGGAAGUUACCGCAGAAACCACGGCAGUUGUUUUCUUUCGUGCCGCCAACACAGCUCUGUCUGCCGCCCAUGAAGGGCUGAUGUUCUGUGUCUUGAUGGAGGUACAAGUGAAAAACCCAUGCCACAGGCCAGUCUUCAUCUUUCUGACUGUUGUUAUUUCCCUGGGAAUCAUUACAAUGGUGUCAGUUUCUGUUGUUCAGAACAAGCCUUUACUCCAGAAGUACAAGUAUGGAAUAGUUUUGGAUGCUGGGUCCUCCCAUACUUCUGUGUUCAUCUAUGAAUGGCCAGCUGAGAAGGAGAACAACACAGGCAUGGUACAGCAGAAACACACCUGCAACGUGAAAGGCAAAGGCAUCUCCAGUUACUCAGCUAACCCAGAAAAGGCUGGCACGUCACUGCAAGUGUGUAUGGAGGAGGCCAAGCAGAUAAUACCUGCAUACAGACACAGGGAAACACCAGUUUACCUAGGGGCCACAGCAGGCAUGCGAUUGCUCAAGAUGGAGAAUGAAACAGCCUCAGAAAAGGUACUAGACUCAGUAGCACAUUCUCUGCAAAUGUACCCCUUCUCCUAUCAGGGAGCUCGUAUCAUUUCGGGCCAAGAGGAGGGAGCUUUCGGCUGGAUCACUGUUAAUUACCUCAGCAAAAACUUGAGAAAGGCCACUGGGACCCUUGGAGCUCUGGACCUUGGUGGGGCAUCUACUCAGAUAACUUUUGUACCUAAACAUGACAUUGAAUCAGUCAACAAUUCUAUUGACUUCAGGCUGUACGGAAAUGAUUAUCACCUAUACACCCACAGCUUUCUCUGUUAUGGGAAGGACCAGGUUCUAAAGCUUUCCAUGGCUGAAAAAUUACGGUCAACAUUUGCGGUUGAUAAGACAGGCCCCAUUGAGUUAAAGGACCCUUGCUUCCACCCUGGAUAUAAGGUCAACAAGACAUUUCAGAGUCUCUUUGACACCCCCUGCAUAGAAGUGAAUACCUUUCCAAAUAAAGAUUUAACCCAUGUGGGGUUGGGUAAUUGGACGAAGUGCCAACAAUCAGUGAGAAAGAUUUUUAAUACCAGCCAUUGUGAAUACUCAAGAUGCUCUUUCAAUGGUAUUUUCCAGCCUUCUGUUGAUGGAAACUUUGGGGCCUUUUCUGCUUUCUACUUUGUAAUGAACUAUUUGAAUCUGACAACUGACACAUUAGACAAUGCAAAGCAGAAACUGACAACGUACUGCUCCAUCCCAUGGCAAAAGAUUGUAGAAAAUCAUCCCAAUAUAAAAGAGAAGUAUCUUGCAGAAUACUGCUUCUCAGGAACUUACAUUCUGACUCUUCUGGAAAAUGGAUACAACUUCACCUCAAAGAACUGGAAAGACAUCAGUUUCAUUAAGAAGAUAGGAGAAAGUGAUGCAGGCUGGACUUUGGGUUACAUGCUAAACCUGACCAACAUGAUCCCAGCUGAAGCUCCAGAAACACCCUUGAUGCCUUAUGGGGGAUAUGUCACAUUUAUGCUACUCUUCUCACUUCUAAUAUUACUUCUCAUUUUUAUGGCCUACUUGUACUUCCGUCGGUCCACUAGGACAACCCAGAAAGACAUAAUUUAGCUCGACAAAGACAGGGCUACUUUGCUGUGCUCUCUUAACAUUGAAUGUUUAUUUCUGCAGGAUGUAAUCUGUAAGAUCCAAAUCCAUGUUUUGGCUCAAUUUAAAGGGAUCGUUCAUGCAUAAAUGAAGAUUCUGUUAUUAUUCACUCAUCCUCAUGUGUUUCCAAACCUGCAUGACAUUCUUUCAUCUAUGGAACACAAAAGGAGUCACCAGUCACUAUUCACUUUCAUUUCAUGGAAAAGAGCAGUUUCAACAUUCUUCUGAAAUGUUCCUCUUGUGUUACACUUAAGAAUGAAAGUCAUUUGUGUAUAAAUGACACGAACAACAUAAAUGACAGCAGAAUUUUCAUUUCUGGAUGAACUAAUACUUCAAGGUUUUACAUUUCAAAGAAUUUGCACGUCAUACCUCAUGUGAAGGAUAAACAGGCUUUAGGAGAGUUAUGCGUUAUUGGUUCCAUUGGAACUGAAGGGAUACUAGAUGGAAGGGGAGUUUUUCUUUUCUAUUCCAAUUCUUUUCUGUGUGUUUGUGUUUUAUUUUUUCAUGAUGACUUCAGCUUGCCUCUGAAAUCUCUUAGAAGCAUAGGUUUUAACUUUGAGGAGCUGGGUCAAGAGGGUUGCAAUAUAUACAGUUUAUUGUGUGCCUUUGAAGGAAUAUACCAGGGCAAGCUCAAUAAACACCAUUUUUAACAUAAUGUUGAUUACCACAAAAAUUCAUUUCCACUUGUCACUCCUUUUCUUAAAAAAAAAAGGAAAAAAAUAAAUAAAAAGUUUACAGUGAGGCACACAAUGGAAGUGAAUGGGGCCAAUUUUUGGAGGGUUUAAAUGCAUAACUGUAUAGAUUACAAUUUUAUAAAAGCUCUUACAUCUGUUAAAACUUGUGUAUUAUUUGAGCUGUAAAGUUGUUUAAAUCAUUGUUUACUGGGAUUACAGUUUACAGCGUACAUCACCAUGUUCACGAAGUUGUAAAAAUUGGAUACAACUUUACAGAGAAAGGUUAGUUAGAAAGGUUAGAUUUUAUCACACAAAAAUUAUGUUAACAUGCAUAUUGUUUACAUCUUGUGGCUAUACUUUUGAAAUAUGGAGUACUUUAAAGUUUACUGAUUGGUCCCAUUCACUUCCAGUGCCUUACUGAUACCCAGAAUUUUGCGUUUUUUAAAGAAAAAAAGAGGGGUGGGUCAAAAUAAAUUUUUGUGGUAAUAAAUAUUAUGCCACAAAUGCUUUUUGCGCUUGACAUGUAUGUGACCCGUAAAAUUCCUUUAAAUCUUUAAAGAAGGUUUCCCUAUUUAGUUAUAGAAAAGCACAUUUUAGAUGCCAGUCUCUUUUACUCUUUUAGUAAUUUUAAAUAAAAGUAUGUGAGGACAAAGGUCUCUAGUUGUAGGCCCUUUUUGCCCUAAAUAAUCUGUAUUAUGGUCAUAUGGCUAUCAUGUAGUUAAACACAAUAAAAGCUUCCAGCGUAGCAUAUUUUUAUUAUAAAUUGAAAAUUGGGGACUGUAUUAUUAGGUUUGUCUUGGCAUGAUAUUUGUCUAUUCCUGUGCUUACCAUUCCUUGCUUUUUAGUGCAUUUAUUUCAUCAUACCACAGUGUAAUAGGAGAGUUAAAGUAAUCAAUUAUGCUUAAAAUAGUAGCUCAUGUCUGCUUCUGUAGGGCACAUUCUGUGUGUGAAAUUCCUGUGUAUGGCCCUGAAAUGAUAUGUAAAAUAAUGUGAAUUCUGAUUUUGUUUUUAUAUAUUUAAACAACAACUGAAGCAAAUUUCUAUAUUAAUUUGACAAAAUAUUA
Molecule: messenger RNA, 3660 nt
Organism: Myxocyprinus asiaticus (Chinese sucker)
Lineage: Eukaryota; Metazoa; Chordata; Actinopteri; Cypriniformes; Catostomidae
Product: ectonucleoside triphosphate diphosphohydrolase 1-like
Exons: 10
Coding region: 384-1886 (500 amino acids)
Biological process (GO): nucleoside diphosphate catabolic process
Cellular component (GO): plasma membrane
Molecular function (GO): GDP phosphatase activity; UDP phosphatase activity
Source: RefSeq, a predicted model, not a curated record